CCUGACAAGUUAUCUCCUGUGGAAAAUUCUUGGAAGAUCUUUGAAGAAUACCACAUAGAUGAAGAUGUGGGCUUUGCUCUGCCCAAUCCACUGGUAAGAGAGGGCACUGAAAUCUGGGCAUAAAUAUUUUCUUAUCAUGAUUUACCUGGACAAGUUAACUUCUAUUGAACAAAUGUGGUUCAGUAAUUUCUCCUGAACAAGUGGAUAAAGCAGUACCAAAAUUGGAGGCAGAGUUUGAAAAAAGGGGUCUCAAUGUUCUUAAAAUUUUCUACCUAGAAACUUAGCCUUAGAGGCACUUCUUAAUUAUCUUACAUAGGCACAGAGUGUGAUGAGUUAAGGAGACUACAGAAGUAUUUUGGUUUAAGGCAAUUGCAUUUAAGGGGGUAUUUUGAAAAAAAAAAAAAAAAAAAAAAAAGUAAUAAAUGACCCAUGAGUCAAAGAACCCCCUUUCUCAGCUGAUAUACCUUAGAUUGUAUAAAGUAUGUGUUCCUGCUUUGAUAAUGUUUUUGAGGUGGGGCACCAAGCAGCUUUGUGUUGUAUUAAUAUUUAUCUUUUUUUUUUUUUUUUUGCGGUACGCGGGCCUCUCACUGCUGUGGCCUCUCCCGUUGCGGAGCACGGGCUCCGGACGCACAGGCUCAGCGGCCAUGGCUCACGGGCCCAGUCGCUCCGCAGCAUGUGGGAUCCUCCCGGACCGGGGCACGAACCCGUGGCCCCUGCAUCGGCAAGCGGACUCCCAACCACUGCGCCACGAGGGAAGCCCUGUGUUGUAUUAAUAUUGCUCGGUGUUUACUGAGCCUAAGAUUCAGGCUUAGAGAGAAUUGGAACUACCUUUUUAUUUCCACAAGUUUUGCCUACAAAGGGCAAGGCAUUAGAGUGAAUGUGUGCCUUAAAACUACAUUUUCCUAAGUUAUCUUCCCAAGAGUGUCAUGAAAAGCAUCUUAUCAUUAAUAUAGUAAUCAUCAAACACUUACAUCGCAUUUUUUUUAGCAAAUUUACAAAUGUUAACUUACUCCAUCUUUACAAUCAUCCUGGAAGGGAUUCAUGAAUCAGGCAGCAUCCUAACCAGCAGAAAGAAAGGGGGUCUCAGGAGCUGCACAAAAAUGAAAGACUUCUCUAGGCAGAAGAGAGCAGGAACAAGGAAGUUACACCAGCAAAAAGUGGAUUGGUGUGUCAAGGUCAUGUUCCUUUAGGGAAUGGCAGCAACCUAUGAGCAGAUGACCUCACUACUUAUUGGCCAGGAGGAGCUACCUCACCCUUAUGAUGCCUGGAUUUCCAUAGCUAAAAAUCUGCCUGAACUGAUUAAGAACGGCCAACUACGUGCAGAAGUUGAGAAGUUAACAACCUUCAGCAUUGACGGCCUCCAAGGACACAAGUCACAGCGCCUUGCACAUCUGGCUCUGGGGUAUAUCACCAUGGCGUACGUGUGGGGUGAAGGUGAUGGAGAUGUCCGGAAGGUCUUGCCAAGCAAUAUUGCUGUUCCUUACUGCAAGUUAUCUGAGAAGCUAGGACUGCCCCCUAUUCUGGUUUAUGCAGAUUGUGUCUUGGCAAACUGGAAGAAAAAGGAUCCCAGUGGGCCCAUGACUUAUGAGAACAUGGACAUCCUAUUCUCGUUUCCUGGCGGGGACUGUGGUAAAGGGUUCUUCCUGGUCUCUCUGGUGGUGGAAACAGCAGCUGCUUCUGCAAUCAAAGUGAUCCCCAUGAUUUUUAAUGCAAUACAACGUGAAGACCCAGACACUUUGCAAAAGGCAUUGCUUGAUAUAGCUUCUUGUCUGCACAAAGUCUUAGAACUGUUUCACCAAAUUCAUGAAUAUGUGGACCCAAACCUAUUUUUCAAUGUUCUUCGCAUAUACUUGUCUGGUUGGAAAGGCAACCCUUUGCUGUCAGAGGGUCUGCUGUAUGAAGGUGUCUGGAACACCCCAAAGAAGUUCGCCGGGGGCAGUGCAGCCCAAAGCAGCAUCUUUCAGUGUUUCGAUAUUCUGCUGGGUAUUCAGCAUACUGUUGGUGGAGUUCCUUUAGACUCUGCUGCUAAAUUCCUCCAGGAAAUGAGAACAUACAUGCCAUCAGCUCACCAGAACUUUCUUCGCUUGUUAGAGUCAGGCCCCUCGGUCCGUAAGUUUGUCCUUUCAAAAGGUGACGCUACCCUGCAGGAAAUUUAUAAUGAAUGUGUGCAAGCUAUGGUCUCUCUGAGAAGCUACCAUUUGCAAAUAGUAACUAAGUACAUUGUGAUUCCUGCACAUCAGUCAUCCAAGAAAAAACAAACCUCGGGAGAGCCUUCAUCAGAACCAAUCAGUAAAGGAACUGGAGGCACCGAUUUCAUGCAUUUUCUAAGGGCUGUAAAAAGUACCACUAUGAAUUCCCUGUUGAAGAAAGAUUAAUGUAAUCCAAGGAAGUGCUUAUAUUGCUACCACAUAUGGUAAUGUCACUGCCCAUUAUAUCAGAAAUAGCAUUAACAUUCAUAACUUGAGGAGAGGAAAAUAAAACUAAUGUCCAUUAAAAAAAAAACCCUGCACAUGGGUGUUUAUAGCAGCUUGAUUCAUAAUUGCCAAAACUUGGAAGCAUGAAAUAAACCAAGGUACCCAUCCUUACAGUAGAAUAUUAUUCAGGGCUAAAAAGAAAUGCGUGAUCAAGCCAUGGAAAGACCUGCAGAAACAUGACAUGCAUGUUAUUAAGUGAAAGAUGUCACUCUGAAAAGGCUACAGACUGUGUGAUUCCAACUAUGUGACAUUCUGGAAAAAGGUAAAACCAUGGAGGCAGUAAAAGGAUCAGCGAUUGCCAGGGGUUAGAGCAGAGGAAGUGAUGAACAGGAGAAGCACAGGGGAUGUUUAGGGCAGUGAAACUAUUCUGUAUGAUAGUGUAAUGGUGGAUACAUGCCAUACAUUUCCCCAAACCCAUAGAAUGUACACCGCCAGAAGUGAACGCUCAUGUAAAUUGUGAAAUUUGGAGGCUCAUAAUGUGUCAAUGUAGGUUUAUCAGUUGUAACAAGGGUACCAUUCUGGUGUGCAGAGCUGUGCGUGUGUCGGGUAGAAGAUACAUGGGGACUCUGUACUUUCUGUUUAAUUUUGCUAUGGACUAAAACUGCUCUAAGAAAAUAAAGUCUG
This is a messenger RNA of Physeter macrocephalus (sperm whale), 3098 nucleotides long. It is a transcript of the gene IDO1, whose product is annotated as indoleamine 2,3-dioxygenase 1. Bases 1194 to 2375 code for a protein of 393 amino acids. The transcript is spliced from 11 exons. Gene Ontology annotation, cellular component: cytoplasm. The record is from RefSeq and is a predicted model, not a curated record. Lineage: Eukaryota; Metazoa; Chordata; Mammalia; Artiodactyla; Physeteridae. Gene Ontology annotation, molecular function: metal ion binding; heme binding; L-tryptophan 2,3-dioxygenase activity. Gene Ontology annotation, biological process: 'de novo' NAD+ biosynthetic process from L-tryptophan.